Messenger RNA from Trypanosoma brucei brucei TREU927, 2154 nucleotides. RefSeq lists its product as hypothetical. NCBI's taxonomy places the organism in Eukaryota, Euglenozoa, Kinetoplastea, Trypanosomatida, Trypanosomatidae. The record is from RefSeq and is a predicted model, not a curated record. Gene Ontology annotation, cellular component: membrane. The coding region runs from base 1 to 2154 and encodes 717 amino acids. Gene Ontology annotation, biological process: protein processing. The transcript has a single exon.
AUGUUACAAGGUGUUGAUCACUUUCUUGCAGUAGCAGUGCUGCUGUUGUUGUUCUCACAGAUUCCUGCCGCCGUCGCAACGCAGAGCUUCUCUAGAGAUGUUCCGCAACAGCCAUACGACAUGGCGUACCGUGCUUACUUCAGAAAUUAUGAUACUGCGGGUCACUGCAUCCUCAGGGAUGUCAUAACACCAACUGAAGCGUCGAGAGGUGGUAUAAUGGGGGAGUAUUGGGGUUGUGCAGGUGGAGGUGGGAGAGAGGGUGCCCAUUCACUACUCCUUCUUAAAGCAGAUGAACUGGAACAGUUGAAAUUGGCUGAGUGUAGGCCCACCAUGCUCGUUUCGCUGCUCGGUGCAAUGAAGCCCCCACUUGAAUCUGGAGUAAAAGGUUUCGGUAUCGUGGCUCUGGGAGAGGGAAAGGUUAGGAGUGAAUGUGACAUAAAGUGUCUCCUCGAUGCCGCCAAACAAUACAACACAUUGCAGCUCACCGAAAGGAAUCGCUUACUGAACAUCACUGCGGUACUCUACUCCGAUGAUACUCAACAAUGUUCAUCCUCGUGUAAUACUUCCUGCGGAAGCGGGGAUCCACUGUUGAUACCACACGUUGUGAGGAGUUCCUACGACUUUGAAGUGCUCUAUAUCGCCAGCAAUUCCCCAUCUGUGGAGAGAAGGAGCGCUUCCGACAGGGGCGAGUGGGCAGCCCUUGUGGAGGCCGCCACGUUUAACCGCCAGCGGUGGGUGAAGACACCGCAUCCAUACAACGUUGUAGAAACACGGAGUGGAGGGGAGUUGGCUCCACACAUGACGUCCAUUUCAGCCUUAACUGAUUGUUUGAAUGGCGCCUCGUUGCCGAGGUGCAGUCCAUUAGGUGGUUGGACUGUGUGGGCAAGUAAUGCAGACACAAAAUGGGAGUGGAGCGGCGGCAACACAAGGAAGCCAUCGUUUGUGAAGAAAACGCGGAAGGGCGCUAUUGCUAUCAUGGUGGCGUCAACAGCGGUGUCGCUCGUGCAUGGCACGACGCCUGGUGCUGACUGCCCUGCCAGCGGUAUUGUCGCAGCGUUGGCAGUAAUGGACGUGCUGAAGCGGGUUUUGGACGGCAUCAAAGCCCCUUCGCGUGAUGUGUAUGCAUUUUUCUUCCCUGGUGAACACGUUGGGAGCAUUGGCAGCUCACGUUUCGUAUCCGACGCUAUGCAGCUGGCAUGCGCGUAUAAGGGCCUGAAGUCAUGUUCAGUAGCAUACGGAGGUAACCUGAACUUCACAACCGUAGACUUUGACUCUGUGGACACGUUUGUUUCAUUCGACCAAGUGGCAACAGACGGGUCCCCACUGUUUUACCAUGUAGACAGCAGAGCGUCUGCUGCAUCACGUAGUCAAGUCACUGCACAAGCGGAGGCAGAAGCGGCGCUCGAAAAGGCUUCUGUUUCCCGCGCAGCAACCCGCCAAUUGCCGUACUCACCCAUCACGACAGUUCUCGACCUUCUGGGUAAAUCAACGAUAGUGAAAAAAACUUUCUUAACGCUGACACGCUACAACACAACGUAUGCAAAUCCUAACGUUUUUACGGUAAGAGACUCCAUGUCCCACAACGACAGUGUCUCUCUUAGCGCUGAGUCCAUUGCAGAGGCGGCUGAUGCAUUACUUCGCGUCGUUCUACCGGGUGUCGCGGUUGGGGUUGACCGCACCCUUGUGCACCAGUUGUGGGAAUGCUUUACUGUAAACACGAAGUGCAGUUUCCUGGAGCGGCGUGCCGUGGAAUCCGGAUCCCCGGUGGGCAUCCCCGAUUACAGCGUCGGUGUGUUGGGCAACAGUGUCACAACUAACCCUACUGCCGUGGAGGAGGCAAUUCAGGCAAGUUUGAAGCAUAUUGGAUGGGAACAACCGAUGCUUUCCGCUGCUGUGCCUCGGGGGCUGAAGUUUCGAGAUGAAGAGAAGGAACCUUUAUGGAAAUUGGAUGAGGAUUGGCUUAAUCAAACUGUGUAUAGGAGUGCGCGUUAUGCUCUGCACGUGGUAAGCGGGCCACAAAUGAGUUUUGGUGCGCGGGGCGCGAUGAUUGGGCCCUAUUGGGAAUCCGUUGUUUUCUUUGCUGCAAGCGUUUUAACGUGUGUGUUGGGUUAUUUAUACUUGAAUAGGUGUUUGAGGAAAACACCUGCAGUAUAG